AAAUGUAUUUUGUGCCGUUAAGGAAACAUAACCGGUCCCUUUCGUUAAUAUUUGCUUUGAAAAAAUCCUCGAAAUCUUUAAUUCAUGUGUUUUUAAAGCUUUUAUAUGUGUCCAUUGUCAAGAUUUGCUCUUUUCGCUUCGGACAGGCUACCGCCGUGCGUCUCCAUAGACCACCACCGCCAGCCACCGGUAACUUCCAUCACCGGUUUCUCUUUGAUCCGUAACUUUUGUUUUUUAUUCUGACGAUAUAUACCAAAAAAAAUAAAAAAAUAAAAAAUAUAUAAAUAAUCCUAUUUUUCCACUCAAUCUUAAACCCUAAUUCCGAAUUCCUUUCUCCCGUCGUCGAAUUUAGCGAAAAGUUCCAAUUUCUAUUUCAACGUUUGAUAUUUAAGCACUAAUUCCGCGCUUGAGAAAUUGAAAUACGAAAAAAGGGGUUUAAGAAGAGGAAUAAAAAUGGCGAUAGCAGCACCGGAGCAGCUAAAUAUAAGCGAAGUGCCGGCAUGGGGUUCGCGAGGUGUCGAUUGCUUCGAGAAAUUGGAGCAGAUUGGUGAAGGAACUUAUGGGCAAGUUUACAUGGCUAGAGAAAUCAAUACAGGGGAAAUUGUUGCUUUGAAAAAAAUUCGAAUGGAUAACGAAAGAGAAGGGUUCCCUAUAACUGCCAUACGUGAAAUUAAAAUCCUAAAGAAGCUUCACCACGAAAAUGUAAUAAAGUUGAAGGAGAUUGUAACAUCUCCAGGUCCUGAUAAGGAUGAGCAUGGUCUACCAGAUGGCAACAAAUACAGGGGUGGAAUUUACAUGGUUUUUGAAUACAUGGACCAUGAUUUGACUGGUCUCGCUGAUCGUCCUGGAAUGAGAUUUUCAGUGCCACAAAUAAAGUGCUAUAUGAGACAGCUUUUGACAGGGCUUCACUACUGUCAUGUAAAUCAAGUACUUCACCGUGAUAUUAAAGGUUCUAAUCUUUUAAUAGACAAUGAAGGAAACUUGAAGCUUGCAGAUUUUGGUCUUGCCAGGUCGUUCUCAAGUGAUCACAAUGCUAAUCUUACAAACCGUGUAAUAACUUUAUGGUAUAGGCCACCGGAGUUGCUCCUUGGUGCCACGAAGUAUGGUCCAGCUGUUGACAUGUGGUCAGUUGGUUGCAUCUUUGCUGAACUUCUACAUGGGAAACCAAUCUUUCCAGGGAAAGAUGAGCCAGAGCAGUUGAAUAAAAUUUUUGAGCUCUGUGGGGCUCCAAACGAGGAUAUUUGGCCUGGGGUCUCAAAGAUUCCUUGGUACAACAAUUUGAAACCAUCAAGGCCAAUGAAAAGACGUAUUAGAGAGUAUUUCCGACACUUUGACCGGCAUGCGUUGGAUUUACUUGACAAGAUGUUGACUCUUGACCCAUCUCAGAGAAUAUCAGCAAAGGAUGCUCUUGAUGCUGAGUAUUUCUGGACAGACCCAUUGCCGUGUGAUCCCAAGAGUUUGCCCAAAUACGAAUCUUCACAUGAGUUCCAGACUAAGAAAAAGCGUCAGCAGCAGCGCCAACAUGAAGAAAAUGCAAAACGGCAGAAACUACACCAACAACAGCAUUCUCGCCUUCCACCAGUUCAGCAAUCUGGACAUGCGCAUGCUCAGAUGCGACCAGGUCCAAAUGCACCGAUGCACGGGUCGCAACCUCAGGUUGUUGGAGGACCAAGCCAUCAUUAUGGAAAGCCCCGGGGACCUUCACAAGGGCCUGGCAGAUACCCACCCGGUGGAAACCCCUCUGGAGGAUACAACCACCCAAAUCGUGGUCAAGGUGGAGGUUAUGGUAGUGGCCCAUAUCCACCUCAAGGGAGGGCGCCUCCAUACGGUUCAAGUGGCAUCCCAGGUGCUGGUCCUCGAGGAGGUGGAGGUAGUGGGUAUGGAUCUGGAGGCCCAAAUUAUCCUCAUGGGGGUCAAUACGGGGCAUCUGGAACUGGACGUGGCUCAAACAUGGUGUCUGGGUCCCGGAAUCAACAAUAUAAUUGGCAGCAAUGACAUGCAUUGUUAAGAAUGGCUUUGUGGUGAGAUUCAAUAAUGAUAUUCAUGAACGCUUUGUCGGCCAUAGUGGAUUGUUGUACUCACUUCGGAAGGUUGUUGACGAGUGUGGUGUGUGCUCUUGCUCUGUGAGGAAGAGUCUUGGCUGCUGAGUGUCAUUUGUAAAACUAAUUAUAUAAAGAUAUUGUUAGAGUGAACUUGAGGAUGCACCGUAGACGUUAUUGUAGUGCAUUAUUAGUUUCAACAAAAUAUACAUAAUUGCUUACAUGUAAAAUCUCUCGGUUUCGUACAAAAUAAAGUUCAUUUGUUUACAU
Olea europaea var. sylvestris is the source of this 2309-nucleotide messenger RNA. RefSeq names its product cyclin-dependent kinase C-2-like. Gene Ontology annotation, cellular component: cyclin-dependent protein kinase holoenzyme complex; nucleus. The record is from RefSeq and is a predicted model, not a curated record. Lineage: Eukaryota; Viridiplantae; Streptophyta; Magnoliopsida; Lamiales; Oleaceae. The transcript has 12 exons. Bases 454 to 1995 code for a protein of 513 amino acids. Gene Ontology annotation, biological process: positive regulation of transcription elongation by RNA polymerase II; protein phosphorylation. Gene Ontology annotation, molecular function: ATP binding; cyclin-dependent protein serine/threonine kinase activity; RNA polymerase II CTD heptapeptide repeat kinase activity.